AGAGCUGGAUGAUGGGGAGUUUUUGAGGACCUGGAGCCCCGGAUUGCUGACGCGGAUAGAGAGAGGGGCUGCGUGAGAAGAUGUCGCUCGGGGUUUUGGUUUUCUCUCUGUUUCUGAUGUUUCCGCGGACAGGAAGUUAUUUCUCGGAGGAGAAUUACGCGGAGGAGUCGGAGAUGCAGCCGCCCACCGUGGUGAUGGCCAUCAUCGCCCGCAACGCAGCGCACUCUCUGCCUUACUACCUCGGAGCUCUGGAGAGACUCAACUACCCCAAAGAGCGCAUCUCCAUCUGGGCGGCGACAGACCACAACAUUGAUAACACCACUGCGGUGCUGAGGGAGUGGCUCACCGUCAUGCAGCAGCACUAUCACUACAUCGAGUGGCGGCCCAUGGACAAGCCCACGUCUUACGCAGGUGAAAUGGGGCCUAAACACUGGAGUAACGGCCGCUACGAACACAUCAUGAGGCUCAAACAGGCAGUGCUGAAUUUCGCCAAGAAACGCUGGGCUGAUUAUAUCCUGUUUGCAGAUACAGAUAACAUCCUGACCAACCCGGACACGCUGAACCUCCUCAUGGCUGAGAAUAAAUCUGUAAUCGCACCCAUGCUGGAUUCUCAGUCGGCCUACUCCAACUACUGGUGUGGCAUCACGCCUCAGGGUUACUAUCGCCGCACAGCCGAGUACUUCCCGACCAGGAACCGGUACCGGAAAGGCUGUUACCCUGUUCCCAUGGUCCACUCCACCAUGCUACUGGACCUGCGCAAGGAGGCCACCAAGAACCUGGCCUUCUACCCACCGCACGCCGAUUACUCCUGGCCCUAUGAUGACAUCAUCGUCUUUGCUUUCUCCUGCAGAGUUUCAGAGGUUCAGAUGUACGUGUGUAAUAAAGAGCGUUACGGAUACCUGAACAUUCCGGCGAAGCCGCAUCAGAGCGUGGAGGACGACCGCAUUAACUUCGUCCAUCUCUGCCUCGAGGCUCUGAUCGAUGGACCCCCCAUGUAUUUGUCCCGUUAUGUUCACGUUCCUCCCAAGCAGACGGACCUGAUGGGCUUUGAUGAGGUUUACCUGAUAAACCUGCGCAGGCGGCCUGACCGCAGAGACAGGAUGCUGUGGUCUCUCUAUGAGCUGGAGAUCAACGCUAAAGUGGUGGAUGCUGUGGACGGAGCAGCUCUGAACAGCAGUGAUAUUAAGAUCCUGGGCGUGGACCUUCUGCCUGGGUAUUAUGACCCAUUCUCUGGCCGCACGCUCACAAAAGGGGAGGUGGGAUGUUUCCUCAGCCACUACUACAUCUGGAAGGAGAUGGUGGACAUGCAGCUGGACACAGCUCUGAUCUUUGAGGACGAUGUUCGGUUUGAGGGCAACUUCAAACGGCGCCUGAUGAGGAUGAUGGACGAGGUGGAGCAAGCCGAGCUCGACUGGGACAUCAUAUACCUGGGCAGGAAGCAGGUGAACCCAGGUGAGGAGGACCCUGUGGAAACCGUGAAGAACCUGGUGGUUGCUGGUUAUUCGUACUGGACGCUGUCCUACGCCAUCUCACUGCAGGGAGCUCAGAAGCUGAUCAACGCUGAGCCGAUCUCCAAAAUGCUUCCUGUAGAUGAGUUCCUGCCCAUCAUGUACGACAAACAUCCUAACGAAGACUACAAAUCCCACUUCCUGAACCGGAACCUGCAGGCGUUCUCAGCAAGCCCCCUGCUGGUGCAGCCAUGUCAUUACGCAGGCGAUGCUGAGUGGGUGAGCGACACGGAGACGUCCACGCUGUGGGACGAUGAUAACGUCCCCACAGACUGGAGGGGCUCAUACAAGAGUCUGAAGGGCGGAGCGCCACCGGCUGGCAUUCAGAACGCCGCCUACAGGGACGAGCUGUGAAAUGCAGCGCGGAGUGCGUGAGAGACAGAGAGAGAGAGACUCGGCCUUCCUGGACGUAUGUGUAGUGUGAGAGGAGGUAACCAUACAGCUCCUAACGGAGAACAUUCCUGAACAUGGACACCCGGGGACUGAAGAGUGUGACACACAGGAGACCUUUAAUAACCUGUGUGUGUGUUUUCUAAGGUACCGUACAUACAAUGCAGUCUGUAAGGAGUUAACACAAUUUUUGUCAUUUUAAAGAAGUGAAAACUAAAUAUAGAACGGCUGGAAAGUUUAAACAGUCAGUCUGGGGGAAAAGGUCUGUAAUGUGGGUUUUGGUUCAAAAAUGCACUAAGCGGUUCAUUUUUAUUACUUUAUUUUGACUUUACAGUCUCACGCUGGUCUGUUUACUGGUGUAUUAUCACAUCUUUGGUCCUCUUGUUGAGGAGCAACAGAUCUGGAAGGCCACAUUAUCUACAAUUAACUCAAGUCCUAAGAUUAAUUUCAUAAAUUCAGAGACGUUUUGGGAAAGUGGUUGAAAUGUCUUGUAUGGCUCACUUCCCAUGAACCUCCAUGAGCUCAGAAACAAACAAACAAAAUCUCUGAAAGUGUCAAAAAUUGUCUGAUCCAAAUCCACAGGCUGCACUGUAUGUGGUUGCAUUAAGGUUUUUUUUUCUAUAUAUUUUUUAAAGGUACUAUGUGCAAGAAUUUGGCCACCUGGUGAAUUUAGACUGCACAUUCACAGCAGAUAGGGGGCAGUAUAUCACCAGAAAUUUAGGGUGUCCAGCUGUAUCAUAAGAAACAAGGCAAUGCAGAGCCCUCCGUCCUCCCCUCCCCCCCACAAAAAAAACCCCACACCACAAACACUUACAGGAUUCUCACUCGUGACUCUAUCGUGCCAUGACCCACUACAGGGAUCAAACCAGCCGGGUUUUAUAGGAGUCAUGAGUUCUACAAAAUCGUCAACUACUAACUAACAGCAAAAUUCAACCAAACUGCUGAAAGUCUGAGAACCGAUCAGCAGAACACUGUUCUCAUAUAACAUAAUGUUCGCGUGUGGUGUCAGGGUGUGGUUUACAUUACAGCUCGAUUAGCUCAGUGUUUAGCAAGAAACCAGCCACAGCAGCCUGACAGAGAUUUUAUAGCUUUAAAACCUGCACAAGGUGCAAACUCCCGCUCCAAAACUGACUUAGUUUACAGCGGAGGGGCGUGCGGGCGGAGGGGCGUGCGGGCGGAGGGGCGUGCGGGCGGAGGGGCGUGUAAUCCAGUCUGUAGCCGCUGUUUUGUCCAAAUAGCGUUGUUUGGCCUUGUGAGUCCCUUUCUCCUAGUAGAGUCCCUUUUCUUUCUCUUCUCCAAAAAUACUACAAACCAACACCAGACAUGGUAACCGCAAAUCCACGUUUCAAUGCCUGGAUUCCAGAUGUUUCUGCAAGUCGCAGUGAUUAGCACAUCUGACUAUAAGGCCGAUGAGCUGUUGCCAUGGCAUGAUGUCCGUCGUCCACAAUUCAGUUAAAUCGUAUCUUCUCCAUCAAUUCUCCACGGAUUUCCAUUCCAAUUGUUUUGUUUGAAAGAACUCAAUCACUUCGCACAAAACUUGGUCAUUGUUUUGUCAAAUUUUUGCUAACAAACAGCUGAUGAGGUCACGUUAGCGAGUUUUUGGACUUUCCACUAGAAUUGUAUCUCCUCUCUCGUUUCUCAUCUGAUUCCAGUUCUGAUGGAUGUUUUGGGUCGAGCUUCCCUCGGGGAACAAAAUUUGGUCCUUUGUUGAUGUUCCUGUUGUAAACAGUUUGUCGUGGCGGUUGGUCCUCUCUCACAUCGUCACAUUUCAGUUCUGUUUGAUGUUUUUCUCGUCGUGGUUGUUUUGAUCCAGGCCAGAUGAGCUCCUACACCCUUGACGUUCUGGUUCGUUUCCUUCUUCUCUGUUCCUUAGUUUUCAGCAGUCAGUAAAAAGCUAGCUCAGAGAUGAACGUGUGCGAAACUGGAUGCUACAGUGACUCACUAUUACCUCUUGAGGUACAAAGUGGUAUUGCGAGACACAUGGAGCGUCCUGUCUCAGGGUUAGCUGGUUAGCAUGCUAACUUCAGUAGAUAUCGAAGCAACAUGGUACACAGACGUCUUCACCAAAACUCUUAUUUCUUCACACUUUUUUUUUUUUUGGAUAAUUUUAGUUAAUUUUUAAAAAAUAUUGAAGACUGAAACUCUUACACAUCGCCCCUUUAAAGGUCAUAGGUAAGGGUCGGAGGUGGAACGUAGAAUAUCAACUUUAUUGUCUAGAAGAACGACCCAAAAAGCAAAUUCAAUCUUCCUGGUGUCUAAUUUGCACCUAAAAUUGAAUAAAACGGUUAAAAUAUACUGUUUUGCCCAAUUUCUGAAGGUUUGUUUACAUCUCACUUAUGCACACUUUCACCGCCAAGGGACCGUCGUCGUGACGUCAUUUAAGCCAAACAGACCGGGAGCAGCUCUGUGUUUACCUGCGAACCGAGCACACGUGUACGGACUUUGGUCGAGAGAGGUUGCGUAAAAUGUCUGAAAGCGAUAGUAAUUUGAAGUAGGAACUCUCCAAAUUGAAUAUCGAAAGGUGAAACCAUAUAUGUAUGAACCUAUGGCCGUUGCGAAGCAAUCGGUGAAUGUGGCUCACUGGUUUGACCGUGUGGCCUCGGAAUCGGACAGCGACUCGACCGACUCUGAUCGCGGCGACCCCGGACCUCAACAAGACUCGCGCCCAAACGAUUUAUCCUGGUAGUUAUGAUAAAUUCCUACUUUCGUCGUAAUACUAAAUAAGAGCCCUUUUGAAGAAUAAUUAAACCACACGGGCACACACAUAAUCCCUAUAAUAUAACGUGGAUUCGUUUAUAUUGCUAAUAUAAAAUAUUGCUAAUAGUAAUACGAGCAUUAUACUAUUUAUAGCCGACUCUAAGUGAGGAAAAAUCCCUUUGUCUCAUUUCCACAGUGAUUGUACAGGAUCCCUCAGGAUUCUUGACUCGUCAAUUGCAAGCAAAAGUAAAAAUGUUUACCUCCAAUCUUCUCCUUUUUGCUUGAGCGUUGCUGCUCCGUUUCUUCUUUGACUGCUUGAUUUUGUGUUUGAAUUUUCUUGGAACAGCAUCAGGUUUGAGCUUCUCUGUCCGACACUGACACCUAAACUCUCCAACAGAUGGGGAUUCUUCAAAAAUGAAUCAUCGUCGAAGUACCCGGCUGCCAACCCUCUCGCUUCACGCGCUCAAUCCUCUCGCUCUGCCUCUUCUCCUCUCUCGGUAAAAGCUUCUUCCUGAACCGGUCCCGUUGUUACAGUUCACUGCACAACUAUAAGGCAUGGGGGGUUUUUCUUUGGAAAUUCCUAAACGCAUGUCUGCACUCGAGCCGAAUGGCAAUGUACAUAAACGGAAGUGGGCUCAACUCGAGCGGUUUGUUUGUUUCUUAAAUGACGUCACGCGCCGAGUGGUCACGAAAAUAGCCGAACAGAAAUUCGCCGCGAUCCGCGCUAACUUAUUUUAAUUAUUACUUAUUAACAAUACUUCUUGGGACCAGAAGAAAAUUACAGAGCGUUUUUAACAUAUAAAGUUUCAAAUGUGCAUAAAUUGAAAAUCUUUGCCUAUGACCUUUAAACUUUGCGGCGUCCAAUAGACCCCUUUCACAUGACGUCACCGCGCCGCGAGAUUUUGUUAGGCACCAUAUUGGAAGACCAAGUACAUGCACUCACAAUAUAAAACAAAGUACGAGCGAGAGUAAAGUGACAUGAUGGAUGAUAAUUCGGGUUAUGUGAGUACAUUACCAGCUGCAGAAAGGGCACGGUAUGUGGAGAAACUGGCUGUGAUUGAUGGGUUUGACCCAUAUGAUAAGACUCAGAAAAAAUUAUGUGAAUCCAAGCACACAGUUUAACGCAAAAGUUCGUUUAUAUCCCGACCUUGUCAGCUGUCAGAUUUAUGUUAAUGGACCCGGUAAGCUGGUAAAUAAUAUUUAUUUUUUUUCUUUACCAAAUUCUAACACAGAACGAGAGCGCCCGAAAGGGAAAACCGAGCCGAGCCGCCUCACGGCUGUAAUGCAAAUUGCUUUCCUCCUCGGUAUACAAGUGCGCUUCCAUGGCAGGGAAAAAGAAACUAGAUUUUGCCGCCUAUGUAGUGCCCUAUUUAAACAAAUAGGAGUCAUUCAGGAUUCAGCCAUGUUUUUGCUCCGUGUUUUUACUUGACCAAAGUUAUACAGUAUUAUGAGCUUUAAAUUGCAUAAAUAAAACCAUUUGGUGAAACUUUGAAGAAGAGAUUGUACUGGUUUAAAGUUUUUACCGAACGUUUUCAUGUCGACUCCAAUUAAUACACUAGUAGAAUCGAUGACUAGUUUAGUAGGCCAAAACUUUUUUCAAUUUUUGACUGUACCAGCCUGAAAAAACUUGCGACAGUCAAAUGGAAAAAAAGCAGGCUGGUCAUGUUGUACUGGACUAAUCUAUGACUGAGUAUAGUAAGUGAUACUAGUACUGAUACAAUAAAACAGACGACUGUAAUCUGGUAGGCAGCACGAUUUAUAUUAUUUCUCCGUGUCAGAUACAUAAGGAGGACCGGACACCAAUUCUGCCAUCUGUUUGCUACCCAGACAUUGUAAACUAUUUGUUGUUUACACCCAGUGCCUACACUGCUGAUGACUUGAAAGCCUACAAAGGGCUACAGGCUUACAAUUACCGUAUUGGCUCGAAUAUAAGACGGUGUUUUUGUUGUAAAAAAUAGCUCUUAAAAAGGGGGGUCGUCUUAAAUUCGCGGACUAGACAAAAUGCCGCCAAAAACGAAAGUGAAAGUGAGGACAGUGAGAGUGAGCAAAGUGAGGCUGAGGAUCUCUGUGCUGAGUAGCUGUAAUUUAGCAAACUACCCUUUCCAUUGUUUCAGUUGUUUAUUAUUGUAAACCUUAAUGUAUUGUUUAAUGCAUUGUUUAAAGCAUUUGCACUGUUCUGCAAAUUUAUUCCAUAUACCCGUAGGCUAUGGGAAGUUAAUGCAUUGACAUUCUGAAGUUUAUGAACUUUCAAUCUAAACCUGACAAAUUUGUUGAAUUAAUGCAAUUUAAAUGUUUUAAUUUGGCUUGUCUAGUAGCCUGCAGUUUAGCCUCUUUUUUUUUUUUUUUU
Molecule: messenger RNA, 6942 nt
Organism: Neoarius graeffei (lesser salmon catfish)
Lineage: Eukaryota; Metazoa; Chordata; Actinopteri; Siluriformes; Ariidae
Gene: cercam
Product: cerebral endothelial cell adhesion molecule
Exons: 12
Coding region: 81-1862 (593 amino acids)
Source: RefSeq, a predicted model, not a curated record